UCACACUGUCAAAAUCAAUAUAAUUUAACUGCGUUGUAUUCAGAUUUACAAGAGUGAGAACUAUUGGCAGUGCAUUUGAUUCUACGAAUUUAAGUGUUCGAAAAAAAUGGCGUACCUAAUCCCUAAUUUACGUAGAUGCUUUUGCUUAAACAGCUCAAAUAACAUUAACGUUAUACAGACUGCUGCGUAUCAUGCUAAUGUUAUUGAUCACUAUGAGAAUCCUCGGAAUGUGGGUUCUUUGGAUAAAAAAGAUAAAAAUGUUGGCACCGGUCUCGUUGGCGCUCCUGCAUGUGGAGAUGUAAUGAAACUGCAGAUCAAAGUUGAUGAAGAUGGCAAGAUAAUUGAUGCUAAAUUCAAGACAUUUGGUUGCGGAUCUGCUAUUGCUUCCAGUUCUCUUGCUACUGAAUGGGUUAAAGGCAAAACUGUGGAUGAAGCCCUGAAACUGAAGAACACUGAUAUAGCUAAAGAAUUGUCUCUACCUCCAGUGAAGCUACACUGUUCUAUGCUUGCUGAAGAUGCUAUUAAGGCAGCUCUAUCAGACUACAGGAUUAAACAGCAGAAUCCUCAAAAGGAAUAGAGCGAAUGGGAGGUGAUGGCUAUGGAACAGAUCUGUGAUUGAAAAAAGAAUAUGGUGGAGUUUAUUUAGAAUUGUAGUUUUAGCUACUAAGUGGCAGUUAUUCACAAAGUUAUUAUGUAGUAAAUCUUAUUACAAUUCAAUGCUUUAGGCACAAAGAUAGUUUUAGAACUGUUUUUCUGCAUCUAAAUGACAUAUAAUGCAAUUUGUCUUUGAAAAUUAAAAUUCCAGUAAUAAAUGAAAGUUAUAUAAUCAACUAA
This is a messenger RNA of Papilio xuthus (Asian swallowtail), 834 nucleotides long. It is a transcript of the gene IscU, whose product is annotated as Iron-sulfur cluster assembly enzyme. The transcript is spliced from 3 exons. Gene Ontology annotation, molecular function: iron-sulfur cluster binding; iron ion binding. Gene Ontology annotation, biological process: iron-sulfur cluster assembly. NCBI's taxonomy places the organism in Eukaryota, Metazoa, Arthropoda, Insecta, Lepidoptera, Papilionidae. The coding region runs from base 107 to 577 and encodes 156 amino acids. The record is from RefSeq and is a predicted model, not a curated record.